Messenger RNA from Prunus dulcis (almond), 2045 nucleotides. Its product is annotated as protein NRT1/ PTR FAMILY 6.3. Gene Ontology annotation, molecular function: nitrate transmembrane transporter activity. Gene Ontology annotation, cellular component: membrane. The record is from RefSeq and is a predicted model, not a curated record. Gene Ontology annotation, biological process: transmembrane transport; response to nitrate; oligopeptide transport. NCBI's taxonomy places the organism in Eukaryota, Viridiplantae, Streptophyta, Magnoliopsida, Rosales, Rosaceae. The coding region runs from base 127 to 1917 and encodes 596 amino acids. The transcript is spliced from 5 exons.
AAGCCCUGCCCCAGAUUGUGCCACAGUUCCUCCCUCUUUGUAUAUAAUUCACUAACACUUUUGGCCUAAAGGAGAGCAACCAAAUUAGAAAUAUUAAAUAGUGCAGCUUGUGCAGAGCUCCAAACUAUGAGUAAUUGUACCCUCCCAGAAACACAAGAGAAACUGACCCUCCCGGAUGCCUGGGACUUCAAGGGCCGCCCCGCUGAGCGGUCCAAGACUGGCGGCUGGACGGCGGCCGCCAUGAUUCUAGGUGGAGAGGCUUGUGAGAGGCUAACAACGCUAGGAAUUGCUGUUAACUUGGUGACUUAUUUGACUGGAACCAUGCACUUGGGCAAUGCUACCUCUGCUAAUACCGUCACCAAUUUUCUUGGUACUUCUUUCAUGCUCUGCUUGCUCGGCGGUUUUGUGGCCGACACCUUUCUUGGCAGAUACCUAACCAUCGCUAUAUUUGCCACCAUCCAAGCAAUGGGUGUGACAAUAUUGACAAUCUCAACCACAAUCCCCAGCCUCCGACCCCCAAAAUGCACCUCCGACACCGGCACACCUUGCAUCCCGGCAAGCGGCAAGCAACUCAUGGUUCUCUACAUAGCCCUCUACCUGACAGCCCUGGGCACCGGCGGCCUAAAAUCGAGCGUUUCAGGCUUCGGCUCAGACCAAUUUGAUGAGUCAGACAAACAAGAAAGAAGACAAAUGACAAACUUCUUCAACUGGUUCUUCUUCUUCAUAAGCAUAGGCUCACUUGCCGCAGUCACCGUUCUUGUCUACAUACAAGACAACUUGGGGAGGCAAUGGGGCUAUGGCAUAUGUGUCUGUGCAAUUGUGCUUGGCCUCAUUGUGUUCUUGUCAGGAACAAGACGGUACCGUUUCAAGAAACUGGUGGGCAGCCCUUUGACUCAGAUAUCGGGGGUGUGUGUGGCGGCGUGGAGGAAGAGGAACAUGGAGUUGCCCUCCGACAUGUCGUUUUUGUACAACGUUGAUGACAUUGAUGAUGGACUCAAGAAGAAGAAGAAGCAGAAGUUGCCUCAUAGCAAGCAGUUCCGUUUCUUGGAUAAGGCAGCAAUCAAGGAACCCAAAACGACAAGCGGUACAGCCAUGAUCAUAAACAAGUGGAGCUUAUCAACCCUAACCGAUGUUGAGGAAGUAAAAUUGAUUAUCAGAAUGUUGCCAAUUUGGGCCACCACAAUCAUGUUUUGGACUGUCUACGCUCAAAUGACCACAUUCUCAGUGUCACAAGCAACCUCCAUGGACCGCCACAUUGGAAAAUCAUUUCAAAUCCCAGCUGCCUCUCUCACAGCUUUCUUUGUAGGCAGCAUUCUCUUGACAGUCCCAGUAUACGACCGGCUCAUUGUCCCCAUGGCAAGAAAAGCCCUAAAAAACCCACAAGGUCUAACCCCAUUGCAACGCAUGGGGGUUGGCCUAGUUUUCUCAAUCUUUGCAAUGGUAGCAGCAGCUCUCACAGAAGUCAAGCGCUUGAACACCGCACGAUCACAUGGCUUGACCGACAAUCCAACGGCUGAGAUCCCACUGAGUGUUUUCUGGCUGGUCCCACAGUUUUUCUUUGUGGGGUCCGGGGAGGCCUUCACAUAUAUUGGGCAGCUUGACUUCUUCCUCAGGGAGUGCCCUAAGGGGAUGAAGACCAUGAGCACAGGCUUGUUCUUGAGCACUCUUUCAUUGGGGUUCUUCUUUAGCUCUCUAUUGGUCACUAUUGUGCAUAAGAUUACAGGGCACAGAAAGCCAUGGCUGGCAGACAAUCUCAACCAAGGGAAGCUUUAUGAUUUCUAUUGGCUUUUGGCACUUCUGAGUGCUUUGAAUUUGGUGAUCUAUUUGUUUUGUGCCAAUUGGUAUGUUUACAAGGACAAGAGGCUUGCUGAGGAGGGCAUAGAAUUGGAGGAACCAGAGAUUUGUGCCCAUGCAUAAUUAUCUGGUUUUUUCUCCUUUUUUUUUUUUUUUUUUUUGAUCUUCAUUUUUUCUUUAACCUAAGCUUGUAAUCUUUUAUGUACAAAAGGAAAGAAAAUAAGAAAUGAAGAAUCAUUAAAGCUUAUUAA